This is a messenger RNA of Exophiala xenobiotica, 1937 nucleotides long. RefSeq lists its product as uncharacterized. The coding region runs from base 1 to 1767 and encodes 588 amino acids. The transcript is spliced from 5 exons. The record is from RefSeq and is a predicted model, not a curated record. Lineage: Eukaryota; Fungi; Ascomycota; Eurotiomycetes; Chaetothyriales; Herpotrichiellaceae.
AUGGAGGGCUAUCCUCAUAGGAGCGGAUAUAUGUUCCAAGACUGGCAACCAAACCUGCAGUUGGCUCCUCUCGACGCAAAUAACGACCUUUAUCCUUUCGGGAGAUCUGGGGAAGGAAUUGAACUGAGAUCUGCUGGCCAGCCUCGCCCUCCGAGGCCGCCUUUCGCCAACCCGUCGGUCCAUCUUGGGGCUCACAACGGUAGCUUUGCUCUACCGACUUCCAACGAGUUUCACUAUAGCAACCCGGCUCGCCUACCCAUGCAACCCGCAGAAGGCGUUGUGCUUCACUCAUUUCACCCAUACAACACCUACGCUGCCCCAAUCAGAGAGGCCGGCCGCGUGCCAAGGAUGCAAAAUCCGCAGAUGAGUCGAAACCACCACAAUGAGGACCACCUCAUAGGUCCACGCAGACAACACGUCGCCACGCGAUCAGCUCCUCCGCACAGCAAACCGGCUCCUGAUCCUACGAGCAGGCCUUUGCAUCGUGGUGAGCUUGUCCUACCGGUGGGGACCUCAACCUCACCAAGCGAGAGUUUGAUGUCGAGUUCAACAAGUUCUGGGGAGAAAAAGGGGUGGAAAUGCUAUUCUUGCAUUUUCCACGCCAAGGGCUGUGUGGUGGUACUUGACUCAAAUUGGAGGCCUCACUGUCGGAGAUGCGCUAGUAACAGGAGCGGUAUUAGAUAUCCCUGCGCCGAGUACAAGCGCUUGACUGAGGCGAUAUUCUACCGACAAACCACUGAUCCAUUGGCCGAGAAGCCUUACCAUAAACUUGGUCUUUCGCACCUCUAUCUGAAUCGGGUCCGCGUGAAGGGAAGCGCAGAGACGGUACGCUUCUCGAUUUGCCAGCUCGAGCAUGUUCAUUUGGAGCUCAAAUGCAAGCCCUUCGACUUGAUAGAGCACGACAUCCCCGACAAAGAAAAGUAUCUGUACAGUCAUCAGUUUAUGUUGCUGCCAAAGGCAGAGGUUGACAUCCUGUCAUUUGCCAAAAACAGCGCAAAACAAUAUCUGAUUGCGGUAGGCAAUAAGCACCUGUCUGUGGUCACACGAAAUUUCUUCUCCUUUGCUAUUAAGUGGCAAAUGAGCGAACAUGGGGUCCUGCACAGGGCUCUCUUGAACCAUACUCUGACGUUUUGGACAAUGGCUCGUUUUCUCGAAGGUGGUUGGAACUUGUCAUCCGGGAAGGCGGCACUCGGCUUCAACGAGACACCUGAAAGAGUCUCGUUCACAAAUGCGUGCAUGCUGGAUUACCAGUUCUCGGGUCUUGUCGCCUCAAGUCUAAGCCAGCUACAGUCCAAGAUCACGGACGGCUUACAGGAGUUGUACGACAGCGGAAAGCCGCAUCACAUGCUGCCCUUCUUGGUGAAUGCUUUCUUCAUGUUGGAGAGUCUUUCCAUGCUUGCCAACCAGCAAAGACGCUUCGCAAAGGCCAAAAACCAGACAUCCUUCACCAAUCCGAUCCUCAUGGAAGAGAUGUUUCAGACGGCCGCAAGCGUGAUAGCGCACUAUCAGAGGAUUCAGCUCCCGUGCAACCCAUUCAUGAUGGACUGGAAGGACGGCGACGACAACGUCCAGAAGCUAGAGAAAGCUACGCGCUAUCCCACCUCGACCAUGGACCUGUUGCGAGACUUCAAGAAGACCUUGACGCAUGAAGAUAUGGAGGCAUACGGUGCCUAUGAUCUACAAGACCAUGAGAAAAUGGACGAGCCAAACUUCUUCACAGGCAAAUUGCUUUGGUGUGGCCACCGAAAAUGCAUCAAAGAAGGUUGAAGAGAUCUCUGUUCAGUGCCUAAGGGUUCAGGGGAUCCUCUCGUUAUAUAGCUGUCUAGGUGGCUGGGAAUGCCUAUUGUUUGACAAAAUGAGCCCAAGCUCUUGGGUUGGUUGAAAUCCAGCGUGCGUCCACACGGUUGUGACGACUUAGGAUGGAAUCGGUGAACAGG